CUGCGCCACUCGGAGCUGAUGGGUGGACCGAGCGCAGCGGAGCGAUAGGGCGCAUUUCUUAAUUUCCCUUCAACGCCGCUUUGCCCCCCACCCCCUCCUCCUCCAGCCCUGGACACCACGACGAGACCGCGGGACCGCUGUGUUUCCCGUUCAAGCACGAGGAUUGAUCCAAUGUAUUAUUUACGACCGAAACUUCAGCAACUUAUCCACUGGAUAUGGCUCCCGGUUUGAGGAGUGGGCGGCGGACAGGUCACCCCAAAGUGGUUGGAGCCGGCGGAGGAGACCCCGGUGGGUGCUCGCCGCGGAGGACGGAUGCCGGAGGAGAGGGGAGGUGUUUGAGGACCAGGUGGCGAGCCGGAGCAGCGGGGAUGCUUGCAAACUGUCUGCUGUCUGUGGGGACGCUUUUACUUCUUGUCCGGUGCGCUUUGGCCGCAGAGGAAAAAUCCACCUAUGAUGCCUCCGGCUCCUCGUCUUUACCAGGCGACCCCACAGUCACGGCUGCUCCUGCUCAUCCAUUGGCUGAUGUGUCGGUGGCAGAGGAGGUGCCUUUCUCAGUCGUCCAUUCAGCUGGUGAUUCAGAGUCUGAGGGGGAAGGUUUAUCAGGACAGCCUGCCUUUUCUUCUGUCUUAACCGUCAUGGCAGGAACUGUCAAACAUCCAGUGAGCCUGGAUCAAAGUAGAACCUCGCCAACCAUCACCAGGGACGAGACCCACACCACUCAAUGGCCUUCACAUAGCUCCAGCCAGGGUUCAGAGAUGUCCUCCUCAUUGUCGUCUUCAGGGGACAGGAUCUCUCUCGCCAGCUCAGAGGCGGGGAUGGACGAGUUAACCGCUGGAACAUCUAGAGCAGUUGCGCUCACUUUCCCCAAAGAAAAAGCGGCCAGUCUAGCCCCCUCUCAAUCAGUCAGAAUUACCCUUUCUGAUGGGCCCACCGAGAGGACAUCUCAGGUAUCACCUCUGCCCCAUGGACAGGAAACCCUGACAGACUCUGUCCAGCUUACCACCACAACUGUAGCUUCAACCACCACAACCAUGCCUUUCCCAAGAGUCACCACCGGAACCACACAGCCUGCCACCAUUACCAUGCCCGUGCCUGUGACCAGGAGAACCACCCCAACCACAACCAUCAGGACUCAAACCAGCAGGAGAACGUUCACGCCACCCGUCCCCAGAACGAGUCCUCCCAGGGGGGGCUCUACCAUUUUCCUUUCGCCUUUUACCACCACCACAGAGGCCCCACCACAGCAGUGCAACAUCACAGAGAGACUGUGGGUGAAAACAGUUGUUUCCAUCUAUGUGAGAAGAAACAGGCUGGACAGCAUUCAGAGGCAAAACCUGCGAAGGGGACUAAGUCAGGGUCUCCGAAAAGCUCUGAAUGAUACAUCGGCCCAAGCACAGGUGGAGACAGUAUUUGGUUCUCCUAACAUGACAGUGGCUUAUCACGUGACUGGAGGGGACAUGGUUUACCCUCCCUCUGUAGUGCUGGAAGGCUUGGACUCCUAUGGCCGUGAUAAGCUGAUUUCAGACCUGCGACAGUACCUCCCCAUGGUAACAGCCCUGCCCCUCCCAGUUGCAUUAUGGAGAUCAAGCCCAGCCACUGGCUUCCAGCUGAAAACAGUGCUGCAGUUUGUGGGAGCAGGUGAUGAUCCUCGGUCCUGUCGCUUCUCCCAAAUGAUGGAGCAGAGGCUUGAAAAGGUGUUUUUGGAAGCACAGGCCAAAGUGCUCAACGCCAACAGCAAACUCUCUGUUCAGAUGCUGAGUGUCUCUCAGGCAGCAGGCUCUCCUGCUGUGUCAUUGGUCUACACUGUGAGAAAUGGGACUGUCUUCCUUAAUGGCACUACUGCUUCAAACCUCCUUGGUCAGCUGUCAGCUGAGCUGGUGGGCUACUUCCUCUUCUAUCCGCCACUUAUCAUUGCUGAGCCACUGGAAUAUCACAAUCUAAACACCUCCAUUGCUACCAGAGACUUCUGGGUUAUUACAGUGAUCCUGGAUGUGGAUAACGUCAGCCUGGAGGGACAGUACCAAAGCUUUGCCAGUCUAAUGGAGCAGCGGCUGGCAGAGCUGUUUGUGUUGGCAGGGCAGCAGGGCACUCGUUUCAGACGAGCCACUGCUGUAGGCAGCUACACUGUCCAGAUGGUGAGCAUCCGUAGGGUAACAGGGUUAAAGAAUCCUGCAGAGAUGACCUACUACAUCCAGCACAAUGGCGUUCCUUUAUCAGGCACAUCAGCUGCCAAGGUCCUGAACACAGUGGACUCUCAGACCAUGGCGCUCACCCUGGGCUACUUUGUCCAGCUGCAAGCAGAACCUGUGGUCAAGAACCCUCCUAAUAACCUCUGGAUAAUCGCUGCAGUGUUGGCCCCCAUCGCUGUAGUUACACUCAUUAUCAUCAUCAUUACAGCUGUGCUGUGCAGGAAGAAUAAAAAUGACUUUAAAGCUGAUGCCAUUGGCAACCUCAAUCCCCGAGCUAAGAUGGCGUAUCGGAGAGAUGUGGGCUAUUAUCACCAGCCAGUCCAGGGUUUUGACUAUGCCAAACAGCAUCUGGGCCAACAGGGAGGAGAUGAGGAGACGCUGCCUGCCAGUCAAGAUACACUCGUGAUGUCUCUACAAAUUCGGGACACGCCACUUUCACUUGAGAAAGCCCUGCAGCAAGAUGGAACUGCCAACAAAAAAAGCCUCACUUCUGACAAACACAAGAGCAAGUUGCCGAGUGAGGACGGUUCCGUCAUCAGCAACGAAUCAGAGAAGCUGAAUUCCGGCAGGGGCUUGACGGUGCUGAAAGUCACAGCACAGCAGAAACUGACAAAGGAGGAGACGCGCAAGAGGGACGAUCCAUAUGACACCUCCUCUGGCUCCCUGCAGCUUAUUUCCAUAAAGCCCAUGGCGGCUCAGCCCCACUACACACAUCCUGCGUCUUCUGACCGUGGCCAGGACUCAGCCAUCGUCAACGGAGAGGUGAACUUGGCUCUGAAACAGAAGUCAGACAUUGAGCACUACAGGAACAAGCUGAGACUGAAGGCUAAGAGGAAGGGUUAUUAUGACUUCCCCUCCACAGACGGCAGCAGCAGCGGUCGCGCCGUGGCACAGAGACAGCGGCAUGGCCAUGAGAGGGCAGCCGGUGAGCAUGGCAGACCACUGGAGCCUGAUGAUGAGCGAGGUUCCACUUAUGUCAAGUCUCACAGGAGGCACUCACAGGUAGGGCAGACGGACUAUCGCAGCAGACAGAGUCUGAGCAGUCCCAGUCCUGGAGGAACAGAGAUGGACCUGCUCGUUAUGAGAGAGAGACCGAGGAGAGGCAUCCGCAACAGCGGCUAUGAUACUGAGCCUGAGUUGAUUGAGGAGACGAAUGUUGACCGUCUCAUGGGUCCACGGGGAUACAUGUACGGCCGGGGCUUGAAAGGCCACUCAGAGACAUCCACUCUGAGCUCACAGCCGUCCAUUGAUGAAGUGCGACAGCAGAUGCACCUGCUGCUGGAGGAGGCAUUCAGCCUGGCUUCAGGGGGGCAGUCCACAUCCGGAAGGCACUCCCAUCACCACCAUCCCCCUCCUGACCACUACAGCCCUGCGCCGCCUCCCCUCCCAUACGCAGACGUGGUCACCAGCGCACCGGGUACAAUGAGCUGUGGACGUGGAGGCCUGCAGUGGGUACCAUCUUAUGGCGCAGAAAUGUAUCAAUGCAGUCUGCCCAAACCGGCCUUUCGCUUCACCCAGCUUCCUGAGAUGGCCAUGGGUUCUCCUCCCCCUUUACCGCCUCGCACUGGACCUCCUCCUGGGACCUCCUUAAGACGUUCCACUUCUGACUUGGGGCCUAAGGGAAGGAGCUCAGAGACAUCUGUCACUGAAAUGCAGAGUCAACAUGACAACAACCCAUAUGGGCCAACAAUUAGAGCAGCACUUCCAUCUAUCACUGCAGAGCAGCCUGUGUCCAACUACUCAGGAAACCCAAUAACAGCUGUCUACGCCAUCCCAGCCACCAGGCCCGGCUACUCAGAGUACUUUGUCUCCACACCACCCACCUCCUACCACAGCCCCUCCUGGAUGUCCUAUCCGCCUGAACCUGAGGAUGUGCCGCCACAGUGGGCAGACUCUGUGCCCCUUCCUGGGUAUGUCGAGGCUUUUCCUCAUCCUCGCUACCCACAGGGGAGCCCCACCAGGCUGCCUCUCCAAUACAACCAGGCACUGGAGCAGCCGCCCACUGCCCCUAACACAGCCUCCCAGCAAAGCCUGCCCCAGGUGGUGAAGGACAUGGACAGCAUGCCCCUGAGCAGCCUCUCCACCUCUGCACUCGUGCAGGCUAUCCGUCAGGAGGUGGCCAAGCUGGCGAAGAAGCAGAAUGACGUUUUUGAGUUCUAGUUUGAAUUCUUGUGUGCAGAAAAGGGUUAACUGUGCGUUGGUCUUCAACAGAGGUGCACAAAGGUGGUGCUCCUUCAGACUGAUUUUUGAUGUUUGUACUGUCAAAUGGACUUUACCCACUGAUUACCCACUGAUAAAUUUCGUUUUACACAUCAUUGAUGUUUGGCAGUUCCUGAUGUAAAGGAACAGAAAAGAUUGGGGUUUUUUUUUAGAAAACAAAUGCCAUCCCCUGUCAAUGAUGUCCCAAGUAACUACAUGCAUCUCUCUUUGUAGAUAUGUCAAUAGGAUUCGCUAAAUAUGGAAAAUAUAAUUUUUCCCGGGAUUAGACAUUUUUUUGUGAAUCAGCAUCCAUUAAAUAGAGAGAAGAAGUAGCAUUGUUGUCUGUACCGAGAGGACCAAAUACUUUGUGUCAGACAGUAUAAGGAUAACCACAGUGUAUAUGAGCAUGUACAGUAUAAGGACAUCGUGUAUCUUAUCUGCUUUCAUGGACCAUUAGUUUCAACAAUAUCAGUUCAUUCAAGCAUCCAUACCACAUCAAACUAACAAUUUCUUUCACUUUAAAUUCUUUCAUUUCUUUUUUACAUCACAUUGUAACACCAUAGCAGUCACAACACUGAUUGGCCUUGGUUGUCUAAUGAUUUUUAGAGAUUUAUAGUAGUUCUUGUUAAUUAACACAUAGAUUAAAUACAAUAUAUGUUUCUGCAUUUUUAGGUGA
Molecule: messenger RNA, 5064 nt
Organism: Plectropomus leopardus (leopard coralgrouper)
Lineage: Eukaryota; Metazoa; Chordata; Actinopteri; Perciformes; Serranidae
Product: KIAA1549-like b
Source: RefSeq, a predicted model, not a curated record